Colletotrichum fioriniae is the source of this 1683-nucleotide messenger RNA. RefSeq lists its product as uncharacterized. The record is from RefSeq and is a predicted model, not a curated record. Lineage: Eukaryota; Fungi; Ascomycota; Sordariomycetes; Glomerellales; Glomerellaceae.
AUGACUUUCACUCUCUCAUGGCGCCAGGCCGCCGUGGCAGCGUUACUGUUCAAUGCGGCGGUAACGGCCAACUACGAUACUCGGCGGAAUAAUGAAGCCUCGGAAGAUACAAAGCGGGCUUUGAAUGUUGCCUCUGUAAAGGCUCGAGGCCUAAAUGUCAGAAACUUUGUACAGAAGUUGGACGUUGACAGUGUAUUGUCUGCCCUCGGCAGCAAUAACAAGGCACAAGGCGAUGGAACUCCGAAUGUAGCUCCUCUUGCUGCUGAAGGGGCUGUUCCUGCCGCUCCCCAAGCUCAAACCGCAGCACCACCGGCACCGGCUGCGGGACAGGCUCCUCCUCCUCCUCCCCCGGCAAAUGGCGCGGCACCACCACCACCACCACCUCCGGCGAACGGUGCGCCACCUCCGCCUCCCGAUCCAAACGCCGCCCCUCCUCCUCCUCCUCCAGCGAAUGGUGCUCCUCCACCACCGCCUGACCCAAAUGCGGCUCCUCCGCCUCCGCCUCCUGCGAAUGGUGCUCCCCCGCCACCACCACCUAACGGAGCACCACCGCCGCCUCCUGAUCCGAAUGCUGCCCCUCCAGACCCGAACGCGCCUCCUCCACCACCUCCUGAUGGAGCCCCGCCACCGCCUGAUCCAAACGCAGAGCCACCACCGCCUCCUCCUGAGGGAGGCCCAGCUCCUGAUCCGAACGCCCCUCCCCCGCCGCCCCCUGAUGGAGGUCCUGCUCCCGAUCCCAAUGCUCCCCCCCCACCACCUCCGGACGGUGAGGCGCCUCCCCCUCCUCCUGAUGAUGGACCUCCACCACCACCCCCAGAUGGUGGACCGGCUCCUGACCCUAACGCUCCUCCUCCACCGCCACCUGAGGUUGAGGGAGCACCACCACCACCGCCCGAGGCUGCUCCAGCUGUAGCCGGUGAGCCUCUGGCGCCUUUGGCCGUGGGAGCUCCUCCUCAACCUGCUGCAGCUCAACCUCCUCCUCCUCCCGCUCUCGCAGGCAAUGGAACUGACCCUGCCGGCAAGAAGAAGGGAAAGAAGGGCAAGGGCAAGGAUGACGCCGGCAAGAAAGCAAGGGAUGAUGCAAAGAAGGCAAGGGAUGAAGCCAAGAAGAAAGCGGAAGGACACCUAGCAGGUGCUGCCGGCCCCGGCCAGGCCGCCGCCAACGGAACAGCACCUGCACCUCCGGGCAAGAAGGGAAAGAAGGGCAAGGACGCCAAGGGCAAAGACGCAAAGAAGCUGAAGGAUGGAAAGGGCAAGGGGGCGAUUCCCGGAGCCGCAGGUAAUGGCACUGAAGCCGUUGGGCCGGACGGGAAAGCCAAGAAGGCUAAGAAGGCUAAGGGCAAGGCCGCGCUUCUUCCAGGGGCGGCCGUGAACGGCACCGCGCCAGCAGGUCCAGAUGGCAAAGCCAAGGGCAAAGGCAAAGACGAUGACCCUGAGGCGAAGAAGAAGGCCAAGGAUAAUGGCCUCGAGGGUGCCGCUGGACCCGCUGAGGAAGCCGCGGGUGGACCUGAAGGCAAAGGCAAAGGGAAAGAUGACGACCCUGAGGCUAAGAAGGCAAAGGAAGCGGCCGCUGGGGGUGAGGGAGCAGCAGCCGCAGGGAAAUCGGCCGGAGCGGCAUUUGAAAGACGUCGGCGAGCGAGCUUCGUGAAGCGGCGAAACCUCAUGUCCAAUUUCGGCUGGUGA